Molecule: messenger RNA, 690 nt
Organism: Prunus armeniaca (apricot)
Lineage: Eukaryota; Viridiplantae; Streptophyta; Magnoliopsida; Rosales; Rosaceae
Source: the annotation of a GenBank genome assembly
AUGAUUCAGCCAGAACCCACCAUCAGUAAUCUUGCUGCCUUCAAACAGAGUGAAGAUGAGCCUGCCCAAGACUUCAUAACCAGGUUCAGAAAGCUUAAAAUGAAAUGCCGAAUCCCUAUGGAGGAGAGGCACUUCAUUCAAAUGGCUCAAGCCGCCCUUAAAAUCUCUCUAAGGAAGAGAUUUGAUGGGAUGCUGUUUGGAGACCUGGCAAAACUAGCAGACAAAGCAUCUAAAUACGAGGAGCUGCUAAGGGAAGAACAACAGAGAAGGAACUCCUCAAAAGGCACAUACUACAAAACCCCAUCUUCUUCAGUGCAUCUGGUCGAGGUAGAAUCGGAAGAAGACACAGAAAGCUUGAAGGAAAGAGAAGUUGCAAUGGCAGAAAUGACAAAACUAAAACAUCCCAUCAGCUGCAAGGCUUUGACCAAGCCACCUAAGGACCAGAAGCCGCCACCAUUUGCAGGAGGGUUUGUUCCAAAUAGACCAGCACAGAACAAAGUUUAUUCCUUCGAUUUAAGCAAGGUUGAUGCUUUGUUUGAUGAGAUGCUACUACAUAAGGCAAUAGAGACACCCCAUAGUUGCCUAAGCCAGAGAAACUCAAGGGCAAACAAUAUUGCAAAUGGCACAACUCUUGGAACCAUUCCACCAAUAUGUGUGUUGUUUUCAAGGACGUCAUACAAGAAGGAAUAA